AUGGCGAGCUCAGACCCAACCAUCUCCGACUCCCUACUCGCCCUCAAACGCGCACUCUCCUCUCCAUCCAGCACACCGGUUCUGACCACAUCUCCCGAUCUCUCAACAGACCAAGCAACAGACGACAUCUCCAAAGCCACACAUCUCUACCUGACCGAGCCGAUUCCGCAGACCAUCCCGCUCUCGACCCCAACGCGCUUCGUCUCGGCGGCAGCCAACCAAGCGAUUGAUCUGCGAAGUAUCUAUUUCGCGUGGCUGAAGAAGGAUGUUGCGAUUCCAGAAUACAUUGCCUCUGCGCAGGAGGUGAAUGAUGCGCUGGCAGGGUCGGCGAAGGUGUUGAAUCUUGUCUUCGUUGAGAAGGUGGAUUUGAUCAGUUGGCUUGAAGGAGCGUCGGAUGAGAGCGAGUAUAUUAAGCCGUUUGAGGGAGGGGUGGGUGCUGGUGAUUUGCUGGUUGAUUCUGGCGCGGCGGCCAGCGCUGCUGCUGCAAAGGAUGCGGAUGUGUCUGCUGGUGCGGCGGCGGCGAGUGCACCGAGUGCGGGAGUCAAGGGUUCUGCGGCCGGUGGUAGGGCAGCAAAGAGUGUCGAUGCGCGGUUACAAGCUAUAUACAACGGCGAGCGCAAGCUGGGAGACAGGAAUACGGUCCUGAGAGGAAUUCGACCAACCGACUUUUCGCAUAUCCGCAAGACAGCAGAGCUAUUCCUAGGCCGUAACCGGUCUCGUCCACUCGGCAGCAACAAGGCAGGCGGCAAAUCAGCCAUCCUCCCCACCCCCGGAGCAGGCUCUCUCUCUAAGAAAUCCCCCGACUCCAGUUCCUCCUCAUCCCGCCGACCCAACCCCAUCAUUCUCGUCUCUCCGUCCGCCUCCUCACUACUACGCAUGUCGAACAUCAAGACCUUCCUAUCAGAAGGCGUCUACAUACCACCAGACCAUCCCUCCCUCUCGAAAUCCACGGGCUCUAACCUCCUACACCUCUCACGAAGCCUACAGACGAUACCUGACGCGUCUCGAUCGUCCUCGACGCCAUCAACCCACCCCGGCGCCUCCUCGGCUGCGCGGAAACCCACCCUCUUCAUCCUCGUCGAUAGCACGGCCGACUUCAAGCCUGAUUACUGGAACAGAGUUGUGGCGGUGUUUACGACGGGCCAAACGUGGCAAUUCAAGUCGUAUAAGUGGUCAACGCCGCAGGAUCUCUUUAAGCAUGCUACCGGCAUACAUGUUGGGUGGAGGGGAGAGGAGCCGCCGCGGGAGGUUAAAGGGUGGGGUCGAGGAGUACGCAGCUUCGCAAUCGAUAGAUGGGAUGAGAAGAGCGCGAAUUUGAACGGCCCUGGUGCCGUUGGCGGUGCAGCUGCCAGCGGAGCGAGAUGGAGAGACCGCGGUGUUGUCGAGGGCAUCUGGUCAGCUAUCGAAGAAGGCAUGAAAGCCCGCGGAUGGGGAGGGUCAAAGUAG
This is a messenger RNA of Arthroderma uncinatum, 1446 nucleotides long. RefSeq names its product RNA polymerase II accessory factor. Gene Ontology annotation, cellular component: Cdc73/Paf1 complex. Gene Ontology annotation, biological process: transcription elongation by RNA polymerase II; positive regulation of transcription elongation by RNA polymerase II. Lineage: Eukaryota; Fungi; Ascomycota; Eurotiomycetes; Onygenales; Arthrodermataceae. The record is from RefSeq and is a predicted model, not a curated record. Bases 1 to 1446 code for a protein of 481 amino acids. Gene Ontology annotation, molecular function: RNA polymerase II complex binding. The transcript is spliced from 2 exons.